This is a messenger RNA of Colletes gigas, 1982 nucleotides long. Its product is annotated as transmembrane 7 superfamily member 3-like. The record is from RefSeq and is a predicted model, not a curated record. The coding region runs from base 132 to 1682 and encodes 516 amino acids. The transcript is spliced from 8 exons. NCBI's taxonomy places the organism in Eukaryota, Metazoa, Arthropoda, Insecta, Hymenoptera, Colletidae.
CGCUCGGGCAUGUAGUCGACUAUCAAGUGCCAGCUGUUGCGCCGUACUGAUUUUCUGUAACUUCACGCCACCUCGGUUCAGCAGCAAUUUAAUCGAAUAAGUGUGUCACGCGGCUCGUAGCGUCGAUCGACAUGAGUCAUAAUACUAUCAGAGAGAUACUGGUCUUUCUAUUACUUGCCGGUAGUAGUUGGGCCAUGUUAAAAAUACCGAAUAUCGAAGAGCUUACGGAUGGCAGUGUAUUAUAUAGUGUUGUCCAUGAUAAAUUUAUCAAACGAGUAGUUAUUGCCCCCAAUAGUAAAGUAACUGUAAACAUAACAAAUGUUUCUUCCGACGUUUCAUUUUAUAUUGCUCAAAUUCACACGUAUCAAUAUAAUGUUACGCUAUCAUACACUAAAGACUAUCUUAAUGAUGUCUCGAAUAACAGCGUCUUUGGAUCGAACAUCGGCCUCUUCGUUAGACCAGGUUCAAAUAUAACGACACAACUAUAUUUGAAAAAUGAUAACGUUCACAAUGUCAACGCUAUAUUUGUUGCUAUUCCUUACAAUAUGAAUGCACCCAUACCGGGUGGAUGCAACAUGGAAUUCAAUACCGAAAUAGCGCCGUACCCGAAUGUAACCCUACAGAACACGAUAGUGGUAGUCGACGUGCAACCACCCUCGACGCCUGUUAACAAGAAUCAACGGCCAGAUUGUCACCAUAAUCCGGUGGAGGUCGAAUUCUAUCGGAUGUUCUUAACCGAGCGAGACUUCAGUAUUGAUUCUUAUUUCAUAGCUAUCGUAAAUAUGUUGACUGUAGCUGAUAUCGAGCAAAAUGGUUGGAAGGUAGUAGAUUCCGCAGUAUUAACACCAAUGAGACGAUUAUUCGGUGCAUACAUCGGAACCGGAUCGGUUUACGUCGCAGUGGCCAGAUACGGGAAGGAUUCCGCAGCUUACGUACCUGGUUUGUCAUACGCCUGCAGCCCCUUGCUCGAUCCAGAUUCCUGUGACAUAUUAUAUGAAAUUUUCCCACGAUUUGUCUGCGCUGGUUGCUUUUUCCUGGGACUGUUCUCGUUCAACACACACUACGAUAGCGUUUACAAUAAACUCAUACCUACAUUCUUCACUGGAACCGUGUUCGGUUACAUGGUAGCAGAGAGCUUCAUAGACGAGGCCAACAUAUCGGCUAUCAUCUCUUUCGCUCUACUAAUGGGCCUCUGCGACAUAAUUUUUUGGUCGUUUUUCAUAACAACUCAAUCAUCCAUGAACGCGGUGAUGAGAAGCAUCAACCUUGGAUUCUUCGUUAUGUGUGUCAUCUACAUGUGCGUGCCAGAUAAGUCUGGAAUAGGAGCGAAUAAUUGGUUCUUCGCGGCUAUGAGCUUAUUACUGUUUCUUAUCCUAACUUUCGUCGGGCUCGCAUCGGGUAGUGUUACGCCUGUAAUUACUCAGACAAUAUUUUCGACGUACAUGAUAAUCUUGCCGCUAGACUAUUUAAUUGGCUCAUCCCUGAAAUACAGCGUCAUAAAUGUCAUAAGAAGAGUCACCGUUGCAGACUAUGAAAUGGCUGCUGUUCAACCUCCGGUUCAAGGAAAGGAUAUUACUUUGAUCGUAUUAUGGGUAUGUUUGGCACUGUAUCGUACGCUGAGAAAUUUUAGAUUUUAUAUGGGGCCAUUCGACCAUUCAAACGAGUUCACUCCUUUAGAGUGAUAGUUAUUGCGAAAAGAAGCAUAAAUGUUUUGAUAAAAGUUUUAAAUAAUAGUUAUUUUGAAUUUACUUAAUAUAAGUUGCUCAGGUAAAAACGAUACUACAUCAUACGUAUACAACAUUUAUAAUUGAAGGAGUAAUGUUCACAGAAUCGAUCGAUUUUGAACGAUCGUAUCAUAAAAGAACAUGUAUCUCAUUAUAUCUAAGAAAGAACUAAAAACAAGCUUUAUUGUACUGUGCAUUUUAUUGAAUGUGCUUCGUUCAAAUAAAGACUAAACAGUGAACUAGAUUUUAAGAACAACA